This is a messenger RNA of Formica exsecta, 2119 nucleotides long. RefSeq names its product N-acetyl-D-glucosamine kinase (gene Nagk). The record is from RefSeq and is a predicted model, not a curated record. Lineage: Eukaryota; Metazoa; Arthropoda; Insecta; Hymenoptera; Formicidae. The transcript has 6 exons. Gene Ontology annotation, molecular function: N-acetylglucosamine kinase activity. The coding region runs from base 299 to 1468 and encodes 389 amino acids.
AAUGUUGCUGUAUAUAAAAUGCACAGUAGACAGUGCAGUUUGAAUUAUAUCUCAUAAAAAUCAGAAAAUUUGAAAUGAUUAAGAUUUGAAAUCGAUUUCAAAUAUAUCUUAAAUCACGCUAUUUAGAUCGUUAUUUUCCUCUAAUUGCUCGAUUAAUUUACUAAUUACAAAAUUGUUAACUAGUGAUAAAGUUCGUAUACAUUUUUCGAAAUUAUCCCGUAUUAUCCUAUUUCCUCCAGAUCCUGCCGAAUCCCUGCAAAGUUCUCGUCGCACGAAUCUGAAAAAACAACUUUGAAAAAUGGCAGGAAAAAAGAAGAUCAAGAAGGCGAAGAAGCAGAAGAAGAUUGUAGAUGAAUAUCAAUUACGCAGGGACCUAAGGGAGUAUACAAAAAUGACGGAGUCCGCAGACCUAGUGCAGGAAACGGCGGUACUGCCGCAGGACCAGGUGCAAUACUCCGAGGAUAUUAGAAUCGGUGGUAUAGAGGGAGGUGGCACGCACUCUACGCUUGUAAUAGUCGAUGGAAAAGGUGCGCAACUAACGGAAAUUAAAGGACCGAAUACUAAUCAUUGGGCAAUUGGCAUAGAUGAGACAGUUGCCAGACUCAGCGCGAUGAUUGAGAAGGGUAAACAAGCACUAGAUAUACCAGAAUCUGUUCCUUUAGAUUGCGUAGGACUCAGUUUAAGUGGUUGCGAGGAGGAAACCACUAACCGUCAGCUCGUGGAAACUUUGCUGCAGAAAUAUCCAAAUUCUGCCAAGAAUUACGCGAUUAGCUCGGAUACCCUUGGUAGUCUUCGAACUGGCUUGCAAUCAGGCGGAAUUGUAUUGAUUGCCGGAACUGGUAGCAAUGCUAUGCUCCUCAAUUCUGACGGAAAGAUUCACGGAUGCGGAGGAUGGGGACAUAUGAUGGGCGAUGAGGGAGGUGCUUAUUGGAUCGCCCAUCGCGCUUGCAAAUAUGUAUUUGAUGAUAUCGACGGUUUCGCGGAAGCACCAGAACCCAUAAGCUACGUAUGGCCAGCGAUGAGAAGUUACUUCAAUGUGAUCGACAGAAACAGUAUAUUGCCGUAUUUCUAUGCAAAUUUCGACAAGAGCAUUAUCGCCGGUUUCGCCAAAGAGAUCGCGAUCGGUUGCGAGAAAGACGAUCCCUUAUGCCUGAAGAUUUUUGAGGAAGCUGGACGUUUUCUGGCGAAACACAUUAUUGCUCUCUCGAAAAAGGCGCACAACGAUCUUAAAUUGGCUCACGGUGGAUUAAAAGUGAUCUGCGUCGGAUCUGUAUGGAAAUCGUGGAAAUUCAUGAAGAAUGGUUUCGUAAAUGAAAUUCACGACGGACGGGUCGUGGACGAGUUGAGUCUAUUGUAUUUGACGACGACAUCGGCGUUUGGCGCCUGCUAUCUGGCCGCGGAGAAAAUCAAUUAUCCAUUCGUUAAACCGUACGACAGCAACGUCGAAAUCUUCUUCCAUUAUAAGUGAUAAUUAUUCGGAAACGCGAACGACGGAAUUAAAAAAUCAUACGCUAGACUUUCCGAUAACAUUCAUGUUCACGAAAACGGAGAGAUGCAUAAUAAUAUAUAAAUAAAUAAAUAAGUAUACUUUAUAUUAUGCUAGAGAAUAUCUUUUACUUAAUGCUGAAAGAAGCUUUAUCUAUAAAUAUCGCGCAAAAAUUACGAACAGAUUAUCUCUAAAUGAUUGAUAAUUUAAAAAUCCAAAGUCUUGAUUGGCGAUUAAACAUACACAUACAUGCACAAAUAGCAGAUAGCAGAUAAAUAUACAGGAUGAACAAGAUAUAAAAUCUUUAUUUUCCAGCGAUUGUUUGGUAUCGAAGCGGGCAUUGUUUGAUGAAGUUAAUUUUUUUAAAUACAAAAGUUGCUGAAAAAUAAGAAUUUCAUAUCCCGUUCAGUCUCAGAAAUAUUAGCCUGUAACACUUUUAGUGAUUCACCCUAUAUAUAUGAAUGAUGACAAGCUAUAGACAGCUAGAUAAAUCUGCAGAAAUAUAACAAUAAAAAAAAAGUAUCGUUUUAUAAAAAUUACAGAUUUAUAAAAAUAUCGAUUUAAUGUGUAUAUAAAUUUUUAUAAAAAAAAAACAGUAUAAUAAAAUCGUAAAUAUAUAUUUUUCUACACUAA